Cyphellophora europaea CBS 101466 is the source of this 1185-nucleotide messenger RNA. RefSeq lists its product as uncharacterized. Gene Ontology annotation, molecular function: zinc ion binding; ubiquitin protein ligase activity; ubiquitin conjugating enzyme binding. Gene Ontology annotation, biological process: ubiquitin-dependent protein catabolic process; positive regulation of proteasomal ubiquitin-dependent protein catabolic process; protein polyubiquitination. Gene Ontology annotation, cellular component: ubiquitin ligase complex; cytoplasm. The coding region runs from base 1 to 1185 and encodes 394 amino acids. The record is from RefSeq and is a predicted model, not a curated record. The transcript is spliced from 2 exons. NCBI's taxonomy places the organism in Eukaryota, Fungi, Ascomycota, Eurotiomycetes, Chaetothyriales, Cyphellophoraceae.
AUGGCGGGACCUUCACGUCGUUACAAUAGCGAUGAUGAGGUCGAUCCUUACGUUGGAAUUGAUACCGAGAGUGCUUUGCAUACCCUCGACUCUCGCAUUGCAGAGCUUCUCGGCUUUCGGGCAACCAUUGCGGAAAACCGAGACAGUGACAGUGAUGCAGACCGCCGCAUGGCAGAGAGUAUGACUGCGGCUGUCCUUAGCGAUGGCCCUCUAAUUACGACCCACAUCCGCGAGGAAGAGGUUGCCGCUCACGAUCAUCGCUUGGCUCGCCGUCUCGAUGAUGAGUUCAAGCGCACCCGCAGAAUGACGCCACCAACGGACGGAGACCUUCCUCCUCUGUCGAGCCUUCCUUGCGAAUCCGAGAUGGCAUUUCUGUCAAAGAUAGCCGGUCUCUUCGUUUCCGAGUCCGCCGCCCGCUCCCUCUUGCCCAACAACAUCCUUGUUGCUGAGACUGAAGCCAACGGUCAACUUAAGGCCUCUCAUCAGUGCACAAUAUGCUUGGACUCGAAGACCUGGGUGGAGGUUUUCCAAGCCCCUUGUCGCCACGAGUACUGCGGUGACUGCAUUCGCACCCUUUUCCAAGAGUCCUACAAAGAUGAGUCGCUGUUUCCACCUCGAUGCUGCAAGCAGACCAUCCCGAUCACGGGCAAGUUCCUUGCGCUGUUUCUGCCUACAAGUAUUCGAAACCGCUACGCCACUCGCAGCAUCGAAGUCACAACCACCGAUCGCACUUACUGCAACAAAUGCAACACGUUCAUUCUGCCGAGAACUACUGAGGACAACGUCGCAGUCUGUUCCGCAUGCAAGGCCAGAACCUGCUCCAAAUGCAAGCGUGCUGCCCACACAGGUGACUGUACCACAGACCCAGCCGAGCAUAAGGUCCUGCGGCUGGCUAAAGAGCAAGGAUGGCAGCGUUGUGCCGUUGCGGUCACCAAUUCUGCUAUAUCUGUGCUGCGAAGUGGAAGUCUUGUAGAUGCGUUGCCUUCACUUUGGAACGACUACUCGAACGAGCAAAUCAGAUUGUCGAUCGAGCGCCUGUCCGAGCCCCGAAUGCAGUUGCUCGCCGAGCACAGGUUCAGCAAGUUGCUCGCAAUCUUGAGGGCCGCCAUGAGGGCACGCACCCCAACCGAGCUUGGAGGAGAAUUGACGGCCCAAACGACUGCGAAGAAUGCCAUCAGACCUUAG